AUGGUUCUGACCGUACUAUUCUUCAUAACUUUUCUCGGAGCCGCGCAAACCGCGCCAACCACAAAUAUGACAGGUUGCACAAGUGCCGACACUCAAGAGUUCCUCGAAAUCAACGCGCAACUAUUUUUCCUCAAUGCUGACGAUGAAAUCUACCACAACAUUCUUCGAAUCUGCUCGAAUUUCACCGCAUUUUUCGACAAAACUAAUUGCUCAUAUUUGAAAACCACUAUGCGUGAUGCAAUUGAAAACUAUUGCAACUAUAUUGAAUUCGAGAGCACUGAUUUUCAGCCUUGUUUUCUGAAAUUGGUGUCGGAUAGUUCACCGUGCUUCGAGAAAGUUCUACAAAGAGCACCACCACUUCUAGAGAGAGCUGUGAGUUUUUUCCGAGCGUUGCUCAUAUUAACCAUGAUUUUUUCUAGAGUAACAAUACUUUGGACAACGAUUCCUAUUGUAAAAACUACUUUGGCGCCGAUAAUUGCAUGAAGAAAACUGUAAUUUCGACAUGCGGCUAUGAAAAAUGGACAGAGUACAAAAAAGCUCGGAUUUAUCGCGAGAAAACUUGCGAUUUUACCGAAGGUGUUAAUCAUUAUGCGUUUAAUUGA
Messenger RNA from Caenorhabditis angaria, 602 nucleotides. The record is from the annotation of a GenBank genome assembly. Lineage: Eukaryota; Metazoa; Nematoda; Chromadorea; Rhabditida; Rhabditidae.